Molecule: messenger RNA, 957 nt
Organism: Kogia breviceps (pygmy sperm whale)
Lineage: Eukaryota; Metazoa; Chordata; Mammalia; Artiodactyla; Physeteridae
Gene: FOXE3
Product: forkhead box E3
Exons: 1
Coding region: 1-957 (318 amino acids)
Biological process (GO): anatomical structure morphogenesis; cell differentiation; regulation of transcription by RNA polymerase II
Molecular function (GO): DNA-binding transcription factor activity, RNA polymerase II-specific; RNA polymerase II cis-regulatory region sequence-specific DNA binding
Source: RefSeq, a predicted model, not a curated record
AUGCCUGGGCGCAGAGACAUGGAGCCGCCCGCCGCUUUCUCGGGCUUCCCGGCCCCGCCCUCGGUCGCGCCGUCGGGGCCGCCGCCGUCGUCGCCGCUUGCCGGAGCCGAGCCCGGGCCGGAUCCCGAGGAGGCGGCCGCCGGCCGCGGGGAGCCGGAACCUGCGCCGGCACCGGGCCCGGGCCGCCGCCGGCGGCGGCCCUUGCAGCGAGGGAAGCCGCCCUACUCGUACAUUGCGCUCAUCGCCAUGGCGCUGGCUCACGCCCCGGGCCGCCGCCUCACGCUAGCCGCCAUCUACCGUUUCAUCACCGAGCGCUUCGCCUUCUACCGCGACAGCCCGCGCAAGUGGCAGAACAGCAUCCGCCACAACCUCACGCUCAACGACUGCUUCGUCAAGGUGCCCCGCGAGCCGGGCAACCCGGGCAAGGGCAACUACUGGACGCUCGACCCGGCGGCCGCCGACAUGUUCGACAACGGCAGCUUCUUGCGGCGCCGAAAGCGCUUCAAGCGCGCCGAGAUGCCCGCGCUCCCUGCCGCGCCGCCCGCGCCCGCCGCCGGCCCGCCGCCUUUCCCCUACGCGCCCUACGCGCCCGGCCCCGCGCUGCUCGCGCCGCCUCCUCCCGCCGCUCCGGGCUCCACGCCACCCGCGCGCCUCUUCAGCGUCGACAGCCUGGUGAGCCUGCCACCCGAGCUGGCGGGGCUGGGCGCCCCCGAGCCGCCCUGCUGCGCUGCGCCCGACGCCGCCUUCCCGCCCUGCGCGGCAGCCGCCUCCCCGCCUCUCUACUCGCCGCCGCCCGACCGCCUGGGGUUGCCCCCGACGCGUCCUGGCCCCGGACCGCUGCCCGCGGAGCCGCUGCUGGCCUUGGCAGGGCCGGCGGCUGCACUCGGCCCGCUCGGCCCGGGGGAGGCCUACCUGCGGCCGCCGGGCUACGCGCCGGGGCUGGAGCGCUACCUGUGA